This is a messenger RNA of Siniperca chuatsi (mandarin fish), 2067 nucleotides long. It is a transcript of the gene rad9b, whose product is annotated as RAD9 checkpoint clamp component B. The transcript has 11 exons. Bases 89 to 1300 code for a protein of 403 amino acids. The record is from RefSeq and is a predicted model, not a curated record. NCBI's taxonomy places the organism in Eukaryota, Metazoa, Chordata, Actinopteri, Centrarchiformes, Sinipercidae. Gene Ontology annotation, biological process: DNA replication checkpoint signaling; DNA repair; mitotic intra-S DNA damage checkpoint signaling. Gene Ontology annotation, cellular component: checkpoint clamp complex.
UAGAAUUCUUCGUUAGCAUCGGCUGCGCGCGCUGCUUGCCCGUGAUGAGUUCGUGAGUUGAACCAACAUUCAUCUGUCAUCAGCAAAUAUGAACUGUGUUCUUGAAGGAAAUUGUGUAAAAGCAUUUGGAAAGGCUAUUCAUGCCCUGUCACGGAUUGGAGAUGAACUGUGGUUGGACCCCUUGUCCAAAGGGUUGGCACUGAGAUCGGUGAAUUCUGCUCAUUCUGCAUAUGCCUGCUUCUUCUUCUCGCCGCUGUUUUUCCAGCACUACAGCCUGGGAUCAGUAUCAGAGCAGGGCGGUGAAACAGUCAAAUGCAAACUGCUCAUGAAGUCUGUUCUACCUCUUUUCCGGGGUUUGACUUCCAUUGAGCGAAAUGUGGAACGAUGUGAGAUAUCAAUCAGCACUCCCACUGACCGAGUGAUGAUCCAGUUUUUCUGCAGGCAUGGCAUCACUAAAACCCACAACCUACGGUUCCAGGAAAGUGAGGCUCUGCAGGCAGUGUUUGCCUCACACCUCUGUCCCAAUGUGCUGAAGGCUCCUGCCAGGCUUCUUUGUGAUAUGGUGAUGCAUUUCCCAGUGUCCCAGGAGGAAAUCACUCUGUCCAUGACUCCUCUAAGAGUCAGUCUGAGAAAUUACAAUGAGGGUGGAAAUGAUCACAUGAAGAUGAUGUACACUGAGAUGUCCUUACACCCAGACGAGUUUGACUACUUUCAGAUUGGAGUGGACUCAGACAUAACCUUCUGUCUGAAGGAGUUGAGGGGUUUACUGUCCUUUGCAGAGUCACAUUGCCUUCCAGUGUCGGUCCACUUUGGUGCUGCAGGAAAGCCUGUGUGCUUCUCCGUGGAGGACAUGGUCCUGGAGGCCACUGUGGUGCUGGCUACUCUGAUCGACUCUGAAAGCAGGGGCCCCUCUCAGCCUACAGAGACCCUGGCCCCUACUACCUCCAGGUGUGCAGAUGCUGCUCUUCUACCUGUGGGUUCGUGUGACGCAAACAGCAGGGAGCCUCAGGAUAUUCAUGCUAUGACGGAGCACAUAGCAUCCAGCCAGGGCAGCCCUAUUAUCAACCCACCUUCUCUGAUGCAGCUUCUGCCUCAGAUUGACGAGCCUAAUGGACUCGGUGUACCUGAUGAGGCCUGUGCCAGUGCCACCGUGACUCCUGCUUCCUCCACGAUCUGCUCCCUCCUGUUCAGGGCCUUGUCCUCAGAGCAGGAUUGUGCUGUCAGACUGCCUGUUCUGGCAUGUUACAGUGACGGAGAGGAGAAUAUGGAGGAAGACUAUACAAGAAGCCCUUCACUCUGAGAACAGAGUUAUUACACACUACACGUUUCUCAUCUCGACUUUUUGUGAUGCUGCCACAACAUUCGACCGUUGUCAGAAUGAUAAGAUCUGAAGUAAUUUAUUUUUAAUGUACUUUGUAUUUUAAGUCGUUUUUAAGCAUAUUGUUAUAGCUCAAACGUUGCUUUGCUUGUUUAAACUGUGUUCAAAGUGUGACGUUUCUCAAUAAUGUACAGUUGGAAAUUCAAGAUAAUCUAUUUAUAAUAAUUAUUUAUCAAAGAAUAUAUCAUUUAACUUGGUUUGGCAAUUUCAGUGUGUGAAAUAAAUGUCAUAGCAUGUAAGGGAGAAAAAAAAAAGGACUAUUCUGGUCUUGUCUGUGAAAACAUUUCAGCUUGAAGAUGCCAUACUUGUCUGUUGAUGGUAACUUUUAGUAUACGUGAUGUCAGAGGAAUGUGGGAGUACACACACAAAUCGUACAAGGCGUUCUUACGCAUUAUCUUUUCAGUUCAGUGAGGUAAACACACUGGAUGCAGAGCUAAAUGUGAUCAUGUCUUGAUGGGAAAAUACAGGGCUCGAGGCAUCCAGCCUGCUCUAGUGAAGAAAACACCUCUGCAAUGUAUUGUUCAAUACUCAAGUGUGCCAGAUAGUGUUCUGAUCUAAAACCCAACUGCAGGUUUAUGCUCAUAUCACAGCCAUCAAACACAACAGGAUAAUAAAUACUAUACUCUUUAUUUAAAUAUUGUACAGAUUUGAAAAUGUAUUUUUACAGAGCUUGGAUCUUCAUUGAAUUG